Messenger RNA from Sclerotinia sclerotiorum 1980 UF-70, 783 nucleotides. RefSeq lists its product as hypothetical. NCBI's taxonomy places the organism in Eukaryota, Fungi, Ascomycota, Leotiomycetes, Helotiales, Sclerotiniaceae. Bases 1 to 783 code for a protein of 260 amino acids. The transcript is spliced from 2 exons. The record is from RefSeq and is a predicted model, not a curated record.
AUGGGUAAAAACGGAAAAUUUGGUAAGGACUAUGGCAAAGUGGUUGGUAAAGACCAUGCUGGACGUCCAGGAUGGAAAGGUCCAGGAUUUACCAAAAAAGCCGAACCAAAACCCAAGAAGACGGAGCCAGAAGAGGAGAAAGAUGUACCUAAAGAAUCUCUUCUUCCUGCAAAAUUACAGCAACUUCUAUUGAAUGUUUUCAGAGACACAUAUUCGGAUGUCAUCAAUUCUGAUGAUUUUCAUCAGCUGCUGCAAGAUGUUAAAGGAGCUUUAUACGAUAGAGACUUUAGUCGUGCGUUUGGCAAAGAAGAAUAUCUCGAAGUCUAUUCUGCAAGAUGGUCACCUAGCAGAUCAUUAUGUUAUGCUUCGAUUCUUUUGGAUCUUCAAGAACAUCUUGGGGAAAUUAUGCCACGUGACGAGAGCGCUCAGAUGGGAGUCGAAUCCGAGGUAGCGAACGACACGCCAUCCACGACUUCUUCUAGGUCAAAAUCACGAGUUGUCUCCUUUGGUGGAGGAGCAGCAGAAGUCAUCGCAUUUGGAGGGUUUUUAAAGCAUGGAUUCAAAGCUUCAAUCACGGAAACGACCUCAGACACCACUGAUGAAGCAAUGGCUUCUCUCAAUUUAUCCGACGUAAAUGAUAAUAUCGAAUUGCUACUCGUCGAUACAGCAUCUUGGGCAAAUAUUAUUAACAAACUUCACACCAGCAUCAUAACUCCUCCGCCAAUAUCGAAAGACCAAAGUUGGAACAGAAGAGAAGAAAUAUCCAAUGAAGUUUCUGCUUGA